This is a messenger RNA of Symbiodinium sp. CCMP2592, 321 nucleotides long. NCBI's taxonomy places the organism in Eukaryota, Dinophyceae, Suessiales, Symbiodiniaceae. The record is from the annotation of a GenBank genome assembly.
AUGGACACCCUGAAGCAGAAGUUGGCGCCCAUCUUCGACGACAAGAUCAUGUCGCCCGAGCGCUAUGAUGCAAUGCUGGGCAUGAUCAAGAAGGGUCGUUCCCGUGAGCUGGCCGUAACAGCACUGAUGGCAGAGGCAUGCUUCCAGCAUGCUUUCAUGAAGAAUGAUCUUGACGUGAUCAGGGCCCAGCUGAAGAAGGUUGAAGAGGGUGUGGUCAAAACUUUGGUGUGCCCGGUUUUCCUGUCGAAAGCUCGUGCUAUGGUCAACCCAUCGGCUGAGCAGAAGGAGCCUGAGGCGAAGAAGCCCAGGCUUCGGGCUUAG